Molecule: messenger RNA, 1499 nt
Organism: Phalaenopsis equestris
Lineage: Eukaryota; Viridiplantae; Streptophyta; Magnoliopsida; Asparagales; Orchidaceae
Exons: 5
Coding region: 425-991 (188 amino acids)
Source: RefSeq, a predicted model, not a curated record
GCUGCCAUCAGCACCGGUUUCACCGGUUAGUUAUCAGCACCGGUUUCACACGUUAAUUCCGCCGCCACCACCCGCUAUCUUCGUUCUCCGAGGCCAUUGGGAAAGUCCCAUCUGCAAAAGGAACCAGUUUGUUUGAUAAAGGCCCCGACUUUUGAUCAUUAUUAUUAUUAUGCUACCUUUCCCAUACCAUAUUGCUAUUUAAACCCUAGAAGCCGAUUCGUCCUCAUCCGGACGUUCCGAGGAGGGUUAGUUGUCCUCAUUUGAUCCUUAGUCUCUGGCGUUAAUUGGCCUUCCUCCUACAAUCCACGAGUCCUUUUAUGACAUGAUCCUUGUCGGAAGUCUCGUCCUAAUCAGAUUUUAUUUCUUUUGCCGGCUUGGGUCUUCAUUUCUUUGAUGUCUAGCAAUCUCAAAGAGAGUUGCACCAAUGUCAGGGGGGACCCCGGUGGGCAGUUUGCGGCAGAGAUGCAAUCAGGGUUAUGCAUCGAGCGGGGAUGAUAUUGAAGACGACGCUUGUUCUAGGCUGACGAUUUCAUCAUCUUCGCCAUUGCUGGUGGUGCGCCGGCCGCAGAGUUGGGUUGAUGUCUUGGAGAAUUUCAUUUGGUUAGUUUCUGCCGCGUUCAUAUUCUACUAUGGCGAUCGCCAUCAGAAUUUCCUGCGCGUAUUGUGGUCGGAUUCAAGGAUUAACAGGAAGGCUCUUCACCUUGGUCUGCUUGUUAUUAUUCUUGAUACAGGACUUAUUAUACGUAAUGUUAUUCUGGCAAAAGUUUCAAUAAAAUCAUAUGAUCAAAAUGAGGCCUUACAUUCCAUCGCACCACUACUGAUUUUGCUGGGAGUUGUCUCAUUUUGUUUGUUAUCAUAUGGUUUGUGGCCUAUUUGGGGCUUCUUGACCAUACCUCUUCUGUUUACACUCUUGAUGGCUUCCAUGGUUAUAUUAACAUAUCUGAUAUUUGGAAGACUAAGAUCUCAAUCUGAUACAACUCGGACUGAUUGAAAUUGGUGCUUCUCCUAUGGUAAACACAACUUUUAGUGACAGCAUGGUCUUCAUUCAGAUUAGAUGAAAUAAAUAUAGUUUUUCGCUUGGUAGUAUUCCCAAUUUUACAAGUAGAAAGCUCUGUAAUUCUUUCUGGCUCAACCCAGUUGUACAGAAAUCAUGAAGACAACAAGUUCUGAUUGGAAUUUCUCAGCCUCCUACAAUUUAUGAUUAGAAUAGUUUAGGUGGUGCGGUUAGAUGAACAAAUGCUGAUUUUUUUUUUUCUUUUUUUCUUUUUUUUGGCUAGUUUGUUUGGCAUUGAAUCUUCUGUAUUCAUUUCCUUCAUUCAUUUCUAAAGAGUUGUAAAGAUUUUGAUUUAGAUUAUUGGUAGCUUUCUUGGCACCACGAAUAAUUUGGAAUGUUUUUGGAAGUUGUCAAAUUGUUACUUUAUUAACCUCUGUUCAUUGCAUGGUGCAAAAGGUGCAUCAUCUGUCACUUUCUUUAAUUUAUGUGAUACAAUAAGAUGGUG